AUUGUGAGCAAAAUGUCUUAGGCCAACGCUGGGUAUUAGAUAAUGCAAAAGAAAAUGGUGGUUGAUCCUAUGGGACAGCUUCUGAGACGUUGCCUUUCAAAUAGUCCAGAUGCUGUUAUUUGUGUUAAUCCACUGUAAUCUUUGAAAAGAUUGACCAAGUCCACUCUUAAUUAUUUUUGUGAUUCUGUCAAGGUUUCCAUCCUCUAGGUCAAAAGAGGUUAUCAGACUACAUAGCUUUAAAGCCCAGUGUUCUCCAGUAAAUCCAGCUGCACGAAAGUCUCACCAAAGAAAAGAAACAGCAAGAGACUGUAGGAAACCUAAUUUUUGACCACUCUGGCAGAGCUGUCCAUUUUUUCUUCCUCAUUCAGUCUAAAAAUAUCACACAGUAGAACUUGUUUAUGUAUGAAGGAAAAUAUCAAGGGAUUUCUUAAAGGUCAUGAGGACAUUCUGCUUCUGGUAUCCUUAUGGUUAAGACUGGUUUAGAUAGGUAACAUAUUUAAAAGUUUCCAAAAAAUUCCCAUGACAGCAUCUACAUAUACAAGGAGAGAAGGGAGAUGAAACAAACCGCACAGAAAAUGGGCUGGUUAUAUAAAUGUAUCAGACACUGUCAAAUAAAAAAACAAACCAACAGCAGAUUGGAGGCAACAGCUUUUUAUUAUUAUAUCUGUCUACCAAUCAUCUAUCUGAGUAUUUAUAUUUUCUACUUUAGUCAAUAGAGUAUCAAACCAGCUCACAAAUUGUUAAAUUGACAAUUCUUUGCCCUCAGAUUUACGAUUAGAUUCUUCCUUGUGGUCUCUGUGAAUGCACACAUGUGGAGUUUACUGUGCCUGCGCAUGCUGUGUUCUUUCAAAUUUUAGUGGUAACCCUGCCCACUCCUCCCCAGGGCAUAAAAUGCAUCCUGGCUCUGUAUGACCCAGUUCCUUUCUUCCGCCGCUGUCACAGCUCUCUCGGAACUUUGUCAGACUGUCGACAACUCACUUCAAGCACUGUAUCCAGUGUGCACUGAAGAUACCAGACUGAUAUCCAUGUCAAGUGCCUCUGCCUGGGACAAAGCCAUGUGAUUUGCUCGUGUGGCCAUUGCCAGGCCUUCACGGCCCAGGCAAGACAAAAUAGAGCUCCUAGGCUGAAAGCCUUGCUCUAUCAGCAUCCUAGUGACACCAGCCUGACCAAAGCCAGGCUGGUACCCAACCCUUCUCAGCAUCUCCAGUUCCUGCCCCUCCCACAUCUCCUCUUGAUGGAAGAAGGGGGGACUCUGCACCUAGACAUGUCCUCCGUACACCUGUUGGCCCAGAAAAUAUGCCUGUAAGCCAGCUAUCACCAGGCAGUGCACAAACCCUCGACAGCGAAGGCCUACACCUACAAGAUUUCCCAGUUCCAAGCAUUCCUUUGAACCCAAGAAGUCCCAUCGAAUGUCCUCGACUUCUUACUCACCUUGUCCAAAGGCCUUGUGCUCUCGUCCAUCAAGGCCUACUUAGCUGCCAUCUCAUGCUCCUUACAGAAACAGGGACACCCGUUCCUCUUUAUCGACUACCUGGUCAAGACCUUCUUAAAGGGGUACAACAAUCUCCACCCUCCAGACUGACCCACACGUCAGGCUGGAGUCUCGAAUUUAUACUCUCCCAGCUCUCUAGGGUCCCAUUUGAGUCCCUGGCCAUGAUUGACCUCCGGCUCCUUGGUGGCCAUUACUUCAGCUCACCACCCCUCCGAAUUGGUAGCGCUAAGGGUCGAUGAGCCCUACCUCAUCUCAAUGGCUUUUUUAGUGGAAUUCCACUGGACUCCAUUUGCAAGGCAGCUAUCUGGGCCAAUCCUCUGACAUUUGUCUAUAGGCUGGACUCCAGGUCCCACUCAAAUACUGCCUUCGGCAGGUCCAUUCUGGCCUCCAUAUCUUGACUGAGAUUCUGUUCAGACUCACAAACAUAUGUGUGUGUGUGUGUUUCCCCCCCGUAUAAACAGACACAAAAGAUAAUAUACACUGUUUAUGUCAAUUUCAAGCUCUUUAUUGUUGGAAAGACAGAAUGAGUCAGUAACCUGUAUUAUCACUAUGCUUAAACAAUUCUGGUCAUGGUAGUCCCAAGGUGAUGUUUCUUCUCAAAAGGUCCUCUUAAGGUUAUGGCUCUGCCUACUAGGUCUAGCUGGACAAUGUUGAUUUUCUCUGUCCUCUUAGGUAAACAAUUGGCUCAUAAGCCCAAUGCUAAUGUACCUUUCUGUUCUAUCAGAAUAAGUUUGCUAUGUGUUUAUUUGCACUUCCAUGCCCUUGCCUUGUCCAAGCAAUAUGCCUAAUGUAAUUUGUUGUCCCAUGUAAAGGAUCGUUACCUUGACGCGAUGCUGGGGCUUGCAUGCCUUGAUGAUGCCAUGAGCUAUAUCGUGCAGGGCCACCCAAGAUGGGAAAGUCAUGGAAGAGAGGUCAGACUAAAUACAAUCCCUGGAGAAAGUAAUGGCAACCCACCCCAGUAUUCUUGUCAUGAAAACUAAAUGGAUCAGUACAAUCAGAGAAAUGUCGGUAUACCAUCGGAAGAUAGGACUCCUAGGUCAGAAGAUGGUCAAAAUGCUACUGGGGAGGAACAGAGGACUAGUCCAACUAGCCCCAGAGGUGAUGACGCAGUUAGCUCAAAGCUUGAGGUGAACGACAAAUCCGAAGUUCUAAAGAUCAACAACACAAUUUGUUGCACCUUGAACUUUCUUGCACUAUAGGUACUGAUAUGUGCAAUAAAUGCUUCUUGAUUUACUUAACUGGUGUCAGUUUGAAAUGUCGGUUACCACCAAAAUUUGAAAGAACACAGCUUGGGAAGUUUCCCUUAGAGCCCGUGCAGGUGCAGUAAACUUCAUAUGUGUGAAUUCACAGAAGACCAUUCAAAGAAACAUGGUUACAGGUAAGCAACCUGUCCUCAAGACACAUAAGAAAAAUGUAAUGUCAGUGUGGGAGGAGAUUAAUUCCAGCAGACACUGCCUCAUCUCUCCCUCCAAGGGCAGGACAGUGAAAGUUGGGAUGGAGGGACAGCCUUUUCUCUGCUUCUGGGUCUGCACUAUGGAGUUGUGUCUGCGUCUUCUUCAGUUCCUCAAAGGUCAAGGCAGUGGCAGUUAGGAGCAUGAAACUUUUUUUCAUCUGUUCCUGGGCCUAAUGGAAAAUACCCAUACAGUAUAAUUAUUAUCCAGAUCGAAAUAGGUUAACAUGAAAGGGAAGAAUAUACUACAGGAAGUAUUAAUUCAGUUUCUGUACAUGUGGAGGUCAAAGCUCCCCACCUGCAAAACUUAUGACUUGCAUGUGGGAGUUCUGCAAAAAUCUGGAAUAUACUCCUGUAAUGAAACCUACCUUCAGCUAAUACUAAUGAUCUGUCCUAGUGAUUCACAACUUUUGAGGUUCUUUGAUAGUUUCAGAAUAGAAUUCUUUCUAUUGUUCAUGCUGGAAGAAGUGUAAAAAUAACUGGAGAGCCAAGGUUGGGAGCUACUGAUCAGCUUCAGAUUUUAAAACCAAGAAAAAAGUGAAAAGCUAUUGCUUAAAAAGAAGGCGGUACUUCAGAUAAGGAGAACCAGCAUGGUGUAGUGGUUUGCAUGUUGUACAUAUACAACCUUGUCACACGGCUGCCAGUGUCGCUCCACUUCAUUGGGGAUGUGGGAAAUCCAGCGCCUAACACCCUGCAUCACCCAGCUUCCGCUGAGGGCAAUCACAUGGGGGGAAGCGUGGCAACAUGUGGUGGCUGCAUGUGCCGACUCUGCCCUCCCCACGAAGCUGUGCCAGUUUUGUCCGAUGGGAGCUGGCCAGCUCGAUGGGUGACCUGGGCUAAAUUGGUACAUGCUGCCGAAUUUAGCCCUAUGUGAAGAGGUCAUAGGACCCUGUUCCUCCAUAGAUGCCCUCUGGGUGUCCUUCAGCAAGUGUCAUCCUCAUAGUCUUAGAAAGAGACAGUGGCAAACCUCUAAAUAAUUCUUGCCAAGAUAAUCACUAUCUGUCAGAACUGAUUUGUUGUUAUGUGCCAACAAUUUUACGUAAUGUGAACUGAGUAGGGAUCAUGUGAUUCUCCAGUUAACAGUAGAUUACAACUCCCAUCUGCCAUAUCCAGCAUAGCCAAUGAAGAAAAUGCUGGAGCUGCAUUGCACAACAUCUGGAGGGACAUAUAAUUUCCACCCUCAAAGCAAUUAAUGUAAAGAGUUUUUCUAUUAAAAAGCAAUGAAGAGAAAUCAUGUUUGACAUUCUUAAAAAAUGAAGGAGGGCAAAGCUGUCUUUGUGUUUUAUCAGUCACCUUCUAGUAGAUGAGCACCGUGCUGCCUGGCCAUGAACAUGAAAUACUCCACACCGAGUAAUCAACACAUCACAUAUUUCACUUUUAAUUCUUUUCUCAUACGUUUAAGCAAUAUCCCUGCAUCCUGUCUUUCUAGUGUAGUAACUCUGAACUGAAUAAUGUAAGAAACUUUCUGGAUCAGAUCUCAGAAGAAUGGCAUGAACUCAAUAACCCUCUUCUGAGGCUGUUCCCCAGCAGCUGGUGUUCAGGGACAUGUUGCAUCUGAGUAUGCUAGUAGGAUAAAUUGGAAAUGAGACAGUAUUACUCAACUCAACUUGAUGCAUGGGGACAAGAGGGAGAAGACCUACCGACCUUAGAUUUCCUAGAUUAGCCUUUACCUGGCCUACUAUGACCACCUUUCCAAUUCUAGACCGAUACUUCUAACAUUGCUGAGAACACUUCCUCCCUGUCCAUUACUCCAGCUUCCUCAUAUAUAGAGACAUGUCUUUCAUUUCCUCCUGAGAGGCUGGAGACAACUAUGACACCCUUAGAUAGCUAGAACUAGGAUAGCUAUCUUCUUUCUCAUUUAUUUAUAUUUACUACAAUACAUACUUGUCUUUUCUUUUUACAAUACAUAACUGAUGUAUCAUAUUUCACUUACCAACCACUGUACACACCCAUACUUUGCUGCAACAGACUAUAUAGCUACCAGACGUUAAUAACUAUAUAUUAAUUCUGAAGUUGUAUCUUGCUAAUAAUACAAAACUAUCUCAAAUGACAGAAGACCAUAACUGUAGUUCUACACUAUAUAAAGAUAGAUACCCAACAUGUGUCUUGACAGCCUCAAUCAAAGGGUAAUAUUGCUUUCAAAAUGCAUGUGAAAGUUGGUGAAGAGCAGUGACUUGUUCAAAUUCUUCCUUGGCCAUGUACUCCUGGGAUGCCAUAAAGGUAAAUCAUUAUUCUUUAGUACGCCAUGGGCAAUACUGUCUGAUAUACUUACAAGUGCCUCUAAGAACAGCUGAGUUAAAUUUUAUUAUUUAUUUGUUUAUUUAAGAUUUAUCUAUCUAACUGGAUGUUAAAGACAAAAUAAUGGGUACAUGUUUUCCAUAGAACUAUUCCAAAUCUUUAAUGUCUUCUGCUAAGUAUGAUGUCAUGAUGUUAAAUUGUUGAUUUUCCUUCCUCCAGUUUUCAUGCCUCCUUCCUUGGAGUAUAAUCCUGAUUUAUGGAUGAUACAUUCAAUGUAACUAUUAAACAGGAUGGAAAAAUUCAGCCUUGCCUGACCCUUUUGUCCCCCUGCAUACCAUUGGAGUUACUGGAGCUACUGCUAUCUCUGGUGUCCCUUUCUUGGAGACUGGAAUAUAUACUGAGUGUUUCCAGUCUGCGGGCCAGUAUUUUGUUUUCCAUAUUUAUUGAUGGAUUUUACCAGUAGUUUGAACUAGAGUGGAUUCUUCUGUGUAGCUUGAAGCAGCUCCAGCGGUAUGUGAGAGAACAAGGGACCCCAUCUGUUUCUCCUAAUUCUGUCCUAAUGUGUCAGGGAUUCCUCUUCUUCAGAAGAGGAAGGGGAGCAGGUUCUUGAAUCUGAGGGUGAGUUGGAGUCUGAGGAGGAGACUUUGCUAGUACCCUUAUUCCAGGAGAGGCGAAAGGAAACAGAGCAGAGACAUUGUUCAGCUAGAUUAGCUGCCAGAAAUGCAACUGAGUAAUUAGGAACUGCCCUAGCAGCUGUGUGGGGACCCAGGGCUAUAAAAGCCGAAGCUGGUGCAGCCAGCUCUUGCUGGUAACCAACUGACUCUAAUGCCUCCACUCUCUGUGUGCCUGUUCCAAGUCUGCAUCUGGAUUUAUGCCUGUUUCUUUGUCUGAAGUAAGACUUCCAGGCUUUCUUUUGCAUUAUCUCACUGAGUGUACUGUACUUUACAUUUUGCUGAAGUAAAGCAGUUUUCAUUUACUUACCACAGUGUUUUAAGGCUUUUCUUGAAAGAUAAAACAGGACAUAAUGAUAGCCUCUUGUCCUCACUACUGGUUAUGCAUAAUAAUAAUAAAAUGUGAUGGCGCAGUAAUUUCUUUGCAUCAUCUACAAAAUAUGCCUAUCUUUUAAGGCAGGGUUGGUGAGGAGAACUGUGGCAGGGAGGAAUCCCUUUUGAUCCCACCGCUGCCACCAAUUGAAGAGAGCCCAAUUUGUGGUACUCAACUCAGGCAGGGGAAAUCCUUUUUCUAAAUCCCACUGCUGCCUCCAAUUGAGGAGAUGUGCGCGCGUGUGAGAGGGAGGGAUGGAGGAUGUGUGAAUGUAUGACAGGGAUGAUUUAGUGGAUAAGGAAGGAUAACGGAACUGAUUGGGUUUAAAUGAGUAAAGAUGGUAACUUAUAUAGAAAAGUACGGUAACUGCCACCAACGUGAGGUAACAGGCUUACAGAGAGGCAAGGAGACUUAUCUUUAUGAACAAUAACAAAAUGCAAGUUUAUUUUGGUACAUAAGCAUGUGUGGUUUCAAUCAGUAAACGUUCCGGAUCUUAAGUUACAAUGCCGUCUUGUUUGAAUGGAUAUUUCUUAAAUAACUUCUCUUAAAACAGUAUACUAAACUCCCGGUCAACUUGUAUUCCCAGCCUUUCCCCUGAGUGACCAUAAGCUGCCGUCCUUAGCCAGAGCCGGCCCUAGGUAUUUUUCAAGUGUAGGCGAACAGAAUUUUGGUGCCCCCCCCCCCAAACCAAUCACUGAAAAAUAAAAGCGUUGGAUAAGCGAAAAUGUUUGAUAAUAAGGAGGGAUUAAGGAAAAGCCUAUUAAACAUCAAAUUACAUUAAGAUUUUACAAAUUAAGCACUAAAACAUCAUGUUUUACAACAAAUCAACAGAAAAAGCAGUUCAAUACCUUGCGGAGGCAGGCCGCAGGAGACAGGAGUUGCCUCGAUGGCGCCCCCAACAAGAUGGCGCCACAGGCAACUGCCUAGUUGGCCUGGUGGUUGAACCGCCUCUGUCCUUAGCUGAUUUCCCCAGCUCCUUAUCUUUCCAAAACCUAACCGCAACACUUCUUCUCAAACCCCUAACAGCCACUCCUUUUUAAACCCUCACAGCAACUGAACUUUUAUAAAGGAAUAUGCUCCAACUGUCAUCUUAGCCACGCCCCUUUUCUCCCAAGGGAAGCUGUGUUACCAUGGCAACCUACCAAAUGCUGCUUCCAGCUAGUUUCCAUGUUAGGCUUUUCCUUGCUAAUAUAUAACUCUUUUUUUCCCUUAACAAACAAAUAAAUAAAAUCAUAUCAAUAAUCUCUGUUUAACACAUAACAUCCUUACAGUUGGGAAUUCUGAAAUUCUCUGGUGCACUUCAUUUUUCAAUAUAUGUUUGUAAUAUGAUCCCUAGUGGCUCUUGCUUUCCUGAAUCCUGCUUGGACAUCUGGCAGUUAAAGUAUAUAAUCACAAUAAAAUACAUUCAAUAAAAACCAUAUUAAAACACAUUUCUAUCAAAUACAUUAAAAUACAUGGGAUAAACAUAAAAAUAUAAUGGACAUAGAAUGUGAAUUUAAAAUUAAUAAUUAAGAACAAACUGGAUAAAGGGUAUUCAUUGUUUCUUAAAUUCUGACAGCUGGUUUAGUUGUUGAAGCUCUUCUGACAGAUCAUUCCACAGUUGUGGGCAGCCAAUGAAAAGGUCCUCUGAGUGAUGGUUGCCAGUCAGAUUCUGGCUGGAUGAAGUAGCCUCCCUCCUCUCAGAGGACCUCAGUGUCCAGGGCUGAUUAUACAGGAGAAGGCGAUCCUGUAGGUAACCUAGACCCAAAACAGUAGAGCUUUGAAUGUCAAAAACCACACUUUGUACUAAUUGGAAACCAGUGGAGUGAUUGUUUACUCCUAGAUCUUCCCGUAAUUAAUAUUUAGACAUCUAAUGCUCCGCGUUUCAUCAUUUCUGUUUCUAUGUUUGUGUGGAACAACCUUCUUGAUAUUUGUAUUUGCCACACAUCCUGGCAUUUCCCUUUUUGCUUGGUUGUACCUUCAUGCUUGCUGCCAGCAGUCGCGUGAGAAAGCAACCACAGGUCUCCAUUACUACUGGUAAAUAAAUGCCUGUGGUAGUGACAGUCCAUGACAAAGCAAACUAGAGGUUUAAUCAGUCAAAAGAUUCCCACAGUGUGCAGAAACAGAUGUGGCAAGAAACAUUUUAUCAGAUUUCUGAGUCAUUUGGGGGCAAUGGUGGAGUUCAAUGACAUUUUGAUUUCCUGAAACCCCUUCUUCCAAAAUUCUAGCUCAACAAUUUAUCCUCUUUAAGAAUAUAGUCAAAAUUUCAGUGAAAUUAUAUUUAAAAUGUUAUUCUGUUCUAUGGAUCAUAAUUUAAUUAUUCCUAUGAAAUUAUGAAUGGCCACACUUUGAAAUGACAGGCAUAGAAUUCACUGUUACUUCUUUUCUAGAAUGUCAAAUAUGCCUAUCUUUUAAGGCAGGGUUGGGAAUUAUGUGAUCCUUCAGAUGUUGUAACACUCCAACCUCCAGCAUUUCUCAGGCUAUGCUGGCUAGUACUCCUGGGACUUUCAAUCCAGUCUGUGAUAUUUUUAUAUAGCAAGGAGUAUUUAAAUGUUGGGUUUUGAAACAAAUAUUUGACAGAUAAUGAAUCCCACUAGGUCAAUAUUACAUAAGUUUCAUUAAAUCAACAGGUUGGGAUAACCAAUUAGAUCUAGGCAAUUACCUGUACAUUUCCAAGUAUUUAUUUACAAUUAAAGAAACUGGACAGCUUUGAUCCAUUGCUUUACGAAGUGGUAAAAUCUUCAAAUGAUAAGAACAUAAGUGCAAAGGGCCAUGUUGGAGGAACCAAAGUCUGCCAAAUCUAUCAUUUUGUUCAUAUAGUUGCUGGCCAGCCAGUGAUCUAAGUACCUUUCUCUGGUACUGGGCAGGGUAUGUAUAUCUAUUGUGUAACUACUCCAAAAUGACAGCCUGAUUGCCCAUGAUUUUACUCAUUUUUCUUCUAAAGGUUAACAUCCAUACAUCUAGUCUCAGUGAAUUUCAGUUUAUGCAUUGUGUGAAGGAGCACUUCCUCUUCUCCUUUUCUCCCACCAUUCAGCUUCUUAACUCUAGAAUGAAUACACUGUAAAAAUAAUGCUGCUUAAAACUAUUUUAAUUGCCAUUUUACAAGGAGCACAUAUACAAUGAUUCCUUUGGUCAGUUUGGAACUGGUUUGGCCAAAACUUGUUUUGCUGUGUGGAUAAUUAGUUUGCCAUUUCUGGAACAGGUUCAAGGCCAGGAAGGCAAUGUUGGAAUGUGGUCUUAAACCAGUUCCAGAAUCUACAGUGUCUGUAGCUUGAUAGUCACCAGAGCUGGUGUUUUUUUUUUUUUUAACCAAUUUCUGGGCAAGAUGCACACCAGCACUCUAGAGGCAUAGGAGGAAAGAAGGAAAAGUGAUAUUAGUAGUGGAGGUAAUCAAUUACUUGUUCCAGGAGGGAGGGUCAAUUAGGCCCCUGCUGCCCAGCCAUGCCUCAGGGUGUGUUUUUUUUGGCAUCUUUUAACUCCAUGUUCUGAAUUUUACAGUGUGGACAGGUGUCUACAAUUAGCUUUGCAUUCUGCAGAGCUGAUUUUGCUACAUAAUGUGGUUUACAUUUAGGGAUCACUGAUGGACAGUCAGGGGCUUAUCUUGGACUUUCUCCCAAUUUUGUGUGAUGUGCUUUCAAGGCUUUAACCCAUGCUGCAGUGCACUUUGGCAUCAUGCAUUUUUUAGCCACUGCAGAUUGAAGCUAGCUUCAAAAUUGUAUUAUAUGGUCAGCGUAGCUAAGCCCCAAGUUAAGCAGCUCCUAAGCUUUGCUUUUAUUCAUACUUCUUAGUCAUUUUGGUUCUUUAUUUCUAGAUCUGGAUAUCCUUCUUUUCAGUAUGGUUGCAUCAUAGAUUUCUCUAAAGCAGUGGUUCCCAACCCAUGGGCCGUAAGAAUGAAAAUCUAGUCCACAGACCUCCUUCCACUUUAUUUUAUUUUAUUUCCACUCCUUUCUGCAGAGCUGACCAUUGGGCAGACAGCAUCAGCUCUAGAUGAUUAAAUAUAGUUUUCUGUGGGCGAGCAGAUGGCGAUUACUGGGCGGCAUAUGUUCUGUAUCAGAAACUAGAGCUGAUGUGAUCUAUUUAAUGCAAAUUUCUGAAUCAGCACCCCAAAUAACAAAACCGAAUCUAAAGUUGACUAAAAACUGAUCCCUUAUCAAAGUUGGCCCUGGUAAAAAAAACCCACUGCUCUAAAGACAAUAUGAUAUUAGCAAUUUUAUUUUCAUCUGCAUUUUUUAUCAUAAAUUUUAUUGCAAUACUGGUUAGUAAUAGCAAAGACAAUUGGCCUGAGAUUAAUUGCAACUUUGUUCCCUUUUUGGAAACAAGCAGAAUCACAAAAAGGGAACUAUGUUUGUGUAUAUAUUUAGCAGCAAUUUCCCCUUAUUUUGAGCAAUACGCUCGCACAGCGUCAAUGUUAUAUUUUUUCCCCCAUAGCUACAGCUCACAGCAAAGGUGUUCUUCAAAUUUCCUUUGUUCUCACAAAUCUUGAUUGGGCAAACUGGGAAAAUUCCCCUUGUGUUUUAGAGUUGCAUAUAAAACCAUUUACUGGGACCCUUCCAUUCAAAGAUUAUGUACUUUACAGCUCUUCAAUAAAUUCCUAGACAAAAGAAUGAGGAGAGACAGGUUUCAAUGGCUCAUCCCCCAUUGUUAUCUUUCCUGUUUUCUAUGGAACAUGGUGGCCAGGCUCCUAUAUAUUUUCAGUGCUAAUACACUGGAUACGUCUGCCUUUCGAAUCCAGCCUGUGAAAAAUUCAGAUAACUGUCAAGAUCACACCAUACAUUUCAUACAGACUUUUGCACUGAUAGGAGAACCCGUGGUCCUGAAUUGUCCUCCUUUCAGAUAUAAAAGCAUGGAUGCUUCUGGUCUGCUCUUUAACCUCAGCUGGUACAAAAAUGGUUCAACAGAAAUGAUUUCUUCAGAAAGCACAGGAAACAGAAUAUGGUCAAAUAAAGAUGCUCUUUGGUUUUUACCAGCAUCUCUGGAAGACUCUGGGGAAUACAUCUGCAUGCGAAGGAAUUCAACAUAUUGUUCUGAUGUGUCACUUCAUCUAACCAUUGUUGAAAAAAGUGCUGUACAAGCUAUUUCCUACCCUCAGAAGGCCACUUUAUUGAGUUCUGGACAUCUUGUUUGCCCUCUCCUGGAAGAUUUUAUACAGAAUAAUACAGAGUAUGAACUGAAAUGGUACAAGGAUUCUAUACUUCUGAAAAUAGACAACAAGAAGUUUAAAAUGAGAAGGGGCACAAAUUAUCUCACGAUUCCUUCAGUGUCAAUGGAUGAUUCAGGCUUCUAUACUUGUCAAAUGACCUUUAAGUAUGAAACAAUGAAAUACAACAUCACCAGGACCAUUCAGCUACAGAUACUUGGUCAGAAGAAAAAAAGCAGACCUGUGAUUGUCUAUCCAAAUCAAAACAUUACUUUGGCAGUUCUCGAUUCUCGACUGACCAUCCCAUGUAAAGUGUUUGUUGGAGCAAAUAGUCAUACUUUCACUGAUGUCUGGUGGCUAGCCAACAAAAGUUAUAUUGAUGUAGUAUAUAAAAACAAACGUGUUACAGAAGGAAAACCUCAGAAAUUUGUAGAAAAUGGUGACAGUUACAUUGAGGUGCCACUGAUUUUUGAUCCUGUCAAGAAAGUGGAUUUCAAUACAGAUUUCACAUGCGUUGCUCAGAAUAGGAUUGGGCAUCAAGUGCAAGCAACACAUGUCAAACAAGAAGAACAUUCUUUCUCUUGGUACAUGGCAGUCAUUCCUGCGGCUUUAGCUACUGUGAUCAUGGGAGGAGUCUGUGCCUUUACAUGCUGGAGGAAAAGAUCUUUCCGAGGAUAUGUUCCAGCACCAGUUCAGUCAUAAAGAAAAUAUUUUCGCUUCAAAAAAACAUAUCAAGAUACUAGAAAUCCUGAAAAAAUGGGUAAUAGCUCUGUCAGAACAUCCAAACACUAUUUAUUCCCACGAUAACAAUGUAAUAAACUUUCAAUAAAUGGCAUAACCUGCUCGCAUUUUAGUAUCUCCAAAUGUGGAUCAUCUUUAUGUCCACCAAGAUGCCAACUUCCUUUAAAUAGGUGGAUUUGGUUAUUUUAGGAUAAAUGCACUACUACCUAUUAUUAGGAUUUCGGGUAGAAACCAUCUAUUCAUGCAGUCCCCAAGUUACAAACAUCUGACUUACAAAUGACUCCUUGUUAAGAAUAGGGGUAGAACAACAGGAAGUGAGAGAAAUCCUACCCCUCAGAAGGAAAAUUCACUACUGAAACAGUUAUCACGGGGGAAAGGUGUCUCAACUGAAGCUGUAUCACCAAUCCUUGUUUCCACAACAUGCCAAAUUUUUCAAAAUUUAAUUAUCACAGGGAGAGAAACUGAGGUGAAAUCUUCUGAACAUGAGCACAGACAGCAAAACAAACACCACAAGUCUGUGUGUGUGCGUGUGUGUACGUGUGUGCGGCUGGAGUUACACUUUAAAAAUGCUCCUGUUCCAACUUACAUGCAAAUUGAACUUAAGAACAAACCUACAGAAGCUAUCUUGUUCGCAACUUGCAGACCCUCUGUACUACCUCCUUCUCGAUCAUUCUCUUUCCUUUCCUAUGCGAAGAACAUUAACAAAAGAGUUUGAAGCUUACAUUUCUUCUAAAAGCCUUUUAUAUUCAAAAUGUUACACCAUUCAUAAAAUUAUUGUAAAUAAAAAGGAUUAAUUGCU
Molecule: messenger RNA, 12880 nt
Organism: Anolis carolinensis (green anole)
Lineage: Eukaryota; Metazoa; Chordata; Lepidosauria; Squamata; Anolidae
Product: interleukin-1 receptor type 2
Exons: 9
Coding region: 10807-12042 (411 amino acids)
Molecular function (GO): interleukin-1, type II, blocking receptor activity; interleukin-1 binding
Source: RefSeq, a predicted model, not a curated record